GAAUUGACGUAUUACUUCCGUCUACGUCAUUUCCCCGCGACAGCCCCCUCUCGGCACACUCUUCCAUGUGAAGCGCUUUUAAGCAAGUAUGUCAUUCAUUUUUCACAUGAAUUGUGCCUUUUUGUGACGGCCGACGGUGCUGCGCUUCGUCGCCGGCGGCUGUUGUUUGCGAAAAGUCCCGCGAGAAGAGGCGAAAGUGCUGCUUUGGGAGCUCUUCCUCUCCGCGACAAGGUUUAAUGUGGAAUGGUGUCUUGGGUCUGCUGAAUAGUGGGAACGUUCUCUCCUAAGAGCCCGGUGCCGCCUAACCUCAUCACUUCACCCCGAUGGCGACCCGUUUCCUGGGCAGGUACGCCCGCCUCCUGUGUCGGGCCACCUCCCAGACUCCAGCCGCCCGCCCGCCCCCAUCAGCAGCCAGGAUGCCUGAGCUCCAGAGGACUCGGUGUUGCGCUUUGGUGUCCAAGAGGUGGUUGUGUGACGGCAGGCUGAUGCCGAAAGACGACGCUUUCCCGAUGAUGCCGAUUCGCACGCAGUUGGAUGAGACGGUGGAGAAGGCGACGGAGCCGGAGGACAUUUUGAUCGCGUGGGAACAACACGGCGGAAAUGCUAACCAAGCUGCUAGUACUUUGUUGGCUUGGAUUAAGUUGGUGCAGAAGACGCGGGUCAGGUUUUACCAAGACUCAUCAGGAAUGGACUCAAGGCUGCGUGACAUCAUGGAUACGAUAACGGAGCACACGCCGUCCGUGUGGAACAGCACCCUCGUGUCCGUCUUGCGAGCGCUCUGGGUCAUGGGCGUCCCCAACUCUGAUCCGGUGUUGGGUUCCAUCCAAACCGAGGUCAUGUGGCGAAUCCGUAGGCUCAACUACAAGCAGGUGGCGUUCCUGGCCGAGUGGGGGACCGGCAGGAAGGGGCAGCAGGACGUGGCGAUCGUCAACGCGGCGCUGAAACAGUUGGAGCUACGCUGGACUGAAAUCUCCGAUGCCAAAACCGUUAGCGCGCUCAUCGCCAAGGGACAAUACAUGUCGCCGACGUUGAUGGACAGGCUGGAGGACAAGGCUUUGGAGCUCGCCGAAAGCUUUUCAGCGGAAGGAAUCCGCAAAGUGUGCGUGGCUUUGGCGACCAUGGGCCGCAGGUCUGUGCCCCUCCUCCGAGCGCUGUCCUACCACCUCCUGCAGAGGCCGUCGUCAGAAUUCACCACGUCACUAAUACUGGAUAUGGGCUUUGCAUAUGGGAAGCUGAGUUUCCACCAGUCUCAGGUGUUUCAGCGAAUGGCGUCGGAGUUGAUGCCCAAAGUACCUGAACUGACGUCUAGUGAUGUCACCCGCUUCGCAAAGUCCCUGGGCUUCCUCAAAUGGCUUCAUAUCCCGCUCUUCGAGGCCUUUGCCGAGCACUACGUGGAGCACGGAGACAAGUACAGCACUCUGCAGUUGUGUAACCUGAUCAUGACGUUUGCCAGACUGGGAUUCCAGCCUAGCAAAGGAGAACAGUUCUUUGAUAAGGUUCAUCCCGUAAUAGAGGGCUCCCUGUCAGGCCUGGAGCCCUUCCUGAGGACGGACGUUGCCUGGUCGCUGUGUGUGCUCCAGCAAGCCAGACCCCACUAUCUCACCCCACUCAUGCAUCAGGAACACGUCACAAAGCUCUCAGACGGCAGUCCUGCUCGGGUGGAGAACUACCGACUAAAGCUCCUCCACCUCGCCGCCACGCUGCACUUGGAGCAUCCCGAAUCCUCAGAGCCUGCAGCUACCUCAUCCGUCAUGAACGCUGCCGCGGCUGCUCCGGCCAGUAGCUCCUCCCUCUCGCCACUGCAGAGCAGCCUGAGAGAGGCUUUGCACGCUUUGGUGGGCGGGAGGACGGACAUGCUCCGCACUGGGGUCAGCACCGUAUAUGGAUGGACUAUUGAGGGGGAGGUGCUAAUCGACUGUGACGUCAAGCCUAUUGAAUUAUCAAAGAUGACAGCUCCUCAUCUUCUAAGUGGGGGAGGACAGGAGGCGCUACCCGAGGGGUCACGACGGAUCGCUUUCUUGACUUGGGAAUUCCCUAACUUUGGCUCCAAGAGUAAAGACCUGCUGGGGCGCUUUAGCAUGAUGAAGCGACACCUGCAGCUGGCUGGCUUCAUCAUCGUGGAUGUUCCGUAUUACGAGUGGCUGGAGCUCAAGACGGACCGUCAGAAGUUGGCGUAUCUGAAGGACAAGCUGGGCAAGGCCGUGGCCGAGGACAUGGCCAAGUGAGCCGGGUAGUAAGAAGCACACGUGUUCAUAUUGCAGAACGGCUCGCUCUCUCUCGUCCCGGUGAAAUAAAGACACAUUACAUAUAUUCGGCGUGGUUCCCGUGGCAACGUGUGGGGCUUUCCCUGUUUCCAUGGAGAUGGCAGCGAGAGUUCUGGAGUCAGAAAUAAACCCGACAGCGAGGGCUUCAAGGUUUUAAGUUGCCGCAUCUGUGAAGGACUUGUUAUGAUAUCUCCAAUUGUCCGACGUGUAGGAGCUUUCAGUGGAUGCUCGUAAUUCAAUGAAUAAAAUAUUUUAUUGCUAA
Messenger RNA from Doryrhamphus excisus (bluestripe pipefish), 2526 nucleotides. NCBI's taxonomy places the organism in Eukaryota, Metazoa, Chordata, Actinopteri, Syngnathiformes, Syngnathidae. The record is from RefSeq and is a predicted model, not a curated record.